Messenger RNA from Rhipicephalus sanguineus (brown dog tick), 1059 nucleotides. Its product is annotated as venom metalloproteinase antarease-like TtrivMP_A. The transcript is spliced from 10 exons. Gene Ontology annotation, molecular function: metallopeptidase activity. The coding region runs from base 40 to 996 and encodes 318 amino acids. Lineage: Eukaryota; Metazoa; Arthropoda; Arachnida; Ixodida; Ixodidae. The record is from RefSeq and is a predicted model, not a curated record.
UGGAGGCCACAGUAUAGGCACAAAUUUUGUCUACAAGCAAUGGCGAAUAAUAGGCUGGCUGACUCGAAUGCAUGGAGAAUAUUUGUGGCUGCUAUAAUCCUGCAGUUCGCACUCUGCUGGUGUGCAAAAACCGAGAAAGAAGUCAUCGCUUAUCCAAGAAUACUGGAAGAGAGGAUGACUGGGGCACCCUUGGUUCUUAAGAUUACAGAUGACAUAACACUGAAUCUUGAAAGAAGUUUCGUACUGGCUGAUGAGCUGCUCUUUGUUACGAGCGGUAGGGAAGAACACCAUGUGGAAAGAGUAGACACGUCUUUCAUUCAGAGGAAUCUCUACCACGACACACAUCGACAGUCUUCUGUUAUGGUACGCAGUGUUGGCGGAGCAGUCCAAGUCGAAGGUAUCCUUGGCAGCGAGCUGAGAAUCAAGCCCUUACUGCAAGCACCACGAUCUCUUGAAGGUCAAAUAGCACACAAAGUAUACGAAGUCGAGGAGAAGGCAGACUCAAGAGCAAUGCGUAUGGCCUAUGUACCGACAGGAAAAAGGGGACGAAGGAAUAGACAGAAUAGAAACAAUACCCUCAAACAUGAAGCUGCGAACCCACAGGACAAGUCAGAUACCUUUCUUGUGGAAGUUCACGUGAUUUCGGACAUGAAACAUCAACAUAGCUUCAAGAAAAAUGAAGAACUAAUUGCUUACAUGGCAAUCAUGACAAACGCUGUCAACUUAAGAUUUGUCGACAUGACAAGACCGAGGGUCAGUUUCAUCCUCGUCGGAAUAACAAGGAGCAGAGAUGAUGCUUUCGCGACAAUACACCAAGGCAAGUUGGAUGCGCCAGCGACGUUGGGCGGGCUCGAAAAAUACAUCGAGAAUGGAAAAGUUCCUGGAAGCAAUGACAUCGUGUUUCUUGUAACUGGGUUGGACAUGUUCAACAAACCGGACGGAAAAAUUAACACGGGUUUGGCCGACGUGCAAGAGAGGAGUUUUUGGGAAGCAUGAACGGUUCCAUUAAGAAUGAACAACUCUCGAAUAUCAUUGGAUGUCUCAGCCAAAUAAACAGGU